This is a messenger RNA of Haplochromis burtoni (Burton's mouthbrooder), 9299 nucleotides long. RefSeq names its product mannosidase, alpha, class 1A, member 1 (gene man1a1). Gene Ontology annotation, biological process: carbohydrate metabolic process; N-glycan processing. Lineage: Eukaryota; Metazoa; Chordata; Actinopteri; Cichliformes; Cichlidae. Gene Ontology annotation, cellular component: Golgi membrane; extracellular exosome; endoplasmic reticulum. The transcript is spliced from 12 exons. The record is from RefSeq and is a predicted model, not a curated record. Gene Ontology annotation, molecular function: calcium ion binding; mannosyl-oligosaccharide 1,2-alpha-mannosidase activity. The coding region runs from base 232 to 2100 and encodes 622 amino acids.
GAGCCGUUGGACUCGCUCUAUCUGCAGCGAGUCUCCGGUAUGGACACAAGCUUCACGGCAGAACUUUUCACAGGAGAUUUUAUCGCUGUUGUUUUCCAUCUGACACGGCUCGUAUCACUCGGAGAUGGAUUUCUGAACGGAAUAAGCCGAAGCUGAGCCCGACUCUAGUUAAAUCUCCCAUUUGAAAUCGUUUUUUGUGUGUUGUUUGAGUUGUUAAAGGAAGAGGGGAAAAUGCCAGUUGCAACUCUUCUGCCUUUUACCGCGACCCCGAAUAGGAAGUCUGCCAGCCCGACUUCUUUCAGGUUGACAGAGAAAUUUAUUUUGUUAUUAGUGUUCAGCGCUUUUAUAACCCUGUGUUUCGGGGCAAUUUUCUUCCUUCCGGACUCCUCCAAGCUGCUCAGCGGAGUUUUCUUUCAUUCCUCCGCGGUCGAAACGAACACCCACACCGGUCCGGACAGCAGCGACGCGGGUUCGGCUGGAAACGACGACAGGCUCCUGGCAAAAAUCAAGAAAGACCACGAAAAGGCUCUGUUAGAGGCUAAGGAUACUCUACAAAAACUUCCCGACGUGAUACAAAAUGACAUUCUAGCUGAUAAAGCGAAAGUUACAAAGGAGAGCAUGGGUAAAGGUGCGAAGGAUGGCAAUAAUUUACCUUUCAUAGAGUACCACCGCCCGCCAGGGGCGACAGGACUAGAACCCCAGGACCCAGAAACCAGGGAGAGACGGGCUAAAAUCAAGGAGAUGAUGAAGCAUGCGUGGGACAGCUACAAGCGGUACGCCUGGGGUUCCAACGAGCUCAGGCCUGUCUCCAAGCACGGCCACUCCAGCAAUCUAUUUGGAAGUAUAAAAGGAGCGACAAUAGUGGAUGCUUUGGAUACCCUCUACAUCAUGGAGAUGUUUGAAGAGUUUGAUGCUGCUACUGACUGGGUGGAAAAGAGCCUUGACUUCAACGUGAAUGCAGAAGUGUCGGUGUUUGAGGUGAACAUCAGAUUUGUUGGAGGUCUGCUGUCCGCCUACUACUUGUCUGGAAAAGAGGUGUUUCGCAGAAAGGCAGUGGAGUUGGGCGAGAAGCUGCUGCCUGCAUUCAAAACGCCCACCGGCAUCCCCUGGGCUCUGCUUAACCUCAAGAGUGGUAUUGGUAGGAACUGGCCAUGGGCAUCGGGUGGUAGCAGCAUCCUGGCAGAGUAUGGCACCCUGCAUCUGGAGUUUAUGCACCUCAGCAGACUCUCAGGAAAUCCAGAGUUUGCUCAGAAGGUAAUGAACAUCCGUAAAGUACUCAAUCGCCUGGAAAAACCUCAGGGGCUAUACCCCAACUACCUGAAUCCCAACAGUGGACAGUGGGGCCAACAUCACGUGUCCGUGGGUGGCCUGGGUGACAGUUUCUAUGAGUACCUGCUCAAGGCCUGGCUGAUGUCUGACAAGACUGAUGAGGAAGGCAAGAAGAUGUACUACGAUGCCCUGCAGGCAAUAGAAACCAACCUGAUGAGGAAGUCAACCAAUGGGCUGACCUACAUAGCGGAGUGGAAGGGGGGGCUUCUGGAGCAUAAGAUGGGCCACCUGACCUGUUUUGCAGGCGGCAUGAUCGCUCUGGGUGCUGAUGGGGCGCCCGGUGACAAGACGGGCCACCAGAUGGAGCAGGCAGCGGAGAUCGCUCGCACCUGUCACGAGUCUUAUGCCAGGACAACUUUGAAACUCGGACCAGAGGCUUUCCGUUUCGAUGGCGGCGUUGAGGCCAUCGCCACCCGCCAGAACGAGAAGUAUUUCAUCCUCCGUCCUGAGGUCAUUGAGACCUACAUGUACAUGUGGAGGUUUACCCAUGACCCCAAAUACAGAGAGUGGGGCUGGGAGGCUGUACAGGCCUUGGAGCAGCACUGUAGAGUCGACGGAGGCUACAGCGGCGUCAGAGAUGUCUACGCUUCAUCUCCAAACUACGACGACGUGCAGCAGAGCUUCUACUUGGCGGAGACGCUCAAGUAUCUCUACCUCCUCUUCUCUGAGGAUGACCACCUACCAUUCGAACACUGGGUCUUCAAUACCGAGGCUCACCCCCUGCCCGUCAUAAGGAAGGAUAAAACGGACAGACCCAACGAAGUGGAGUAACGGACCUGCCUGCACCGACGCCCAGAAACGUGUGAGAACCUCGAUCCUGUAUACUGAGCCUCCAGCUGUCUGAAACUGUUGAGCCGCUUGGAGCCCUGAGUGGUUACAGAUCAGACUUCACCUGAUAUUGUUGAUGGGCUCAAAACUGAACCCACUUGUGCUGGAGCCGGGUUCUCGCUGGAGACUCCAGGGGUUUUUUUGUUUUGUUUUCCUUCACUUGAUUUUUUUUUCUUCUUCUCUGGUUGAGUCCAAAGGCUGACCCAAAGCAACAUAUGUACUGCUGAAUAACAUGAUAGCUCAUCAAAAUGUAGACAUAAUAAUUUGAAUCAAGAUCUAAAGAAAGAAAAAAAAAAGGCUGUUUAUUUCACUCCUCGGUUUGACUUCCUUCGCUUUUCUGUUCAUUUGGAGGGACAGUGUGACCAGCUAUCACUUUAUUCAUCAGUUUAAUUGUUGCUAGUAGCCAUUUUUGAUGAGGAGGAGGACGCUGACAGUCAUUCACCACUGAUAUGAACUACCAUGGAGCCCGAGUGUUUGGGCACCACACCAAGGAAAAGCUCCCCACUGAGGAUCACAAGGCUGGCUGGCCGCGUGAACGGACGCUCAAUUCCCUUCACAUGUGUCGUCUUCUACCUGCUGCUCUACCACAACAACAUCUGAAUAGGAACUAGGAACCGGUCUUUCCUGCACCGACUUGAGUGUUUCAUAGUGUCGUCAGAGAACUGCUGGUUUUCUUAAAAAAAGAAUAGGAAAAAAAGGAAAGACGCAGCACAACCCGAGCCUCUUUUUAUAAACCUGACCGACUCUUCUUCCUCCUUCCUUUCUCUUGAGUUGGAUGUGACAAAUGAUGACCAGCCGCACCAGCUCAUUACCUGCCAGUAACUCCACUUUCUCCCCACGAUGUUUACACAAAGCCAUCCUCCUCCUCCUCCGUAUUCUUCUUCUGCUUUUCAUCUGCAUCUUUGACCCGCUUUUAGAUGUCUUUCUCCUUCUCAUAUGUGCUCUGGGGGUUCGACCAGCACAGGUUUUUUUAAAAACUGAAUCAGAAUUCGUUCGACAGUUUUUCUCCAUUUACUGAAAAAUAAAAUACACAUUUUUUCUUUCUUCCUUUUAAACACUGAAAAGAGCAUGAACCAAAAGAAAAAAAAGGAACAUUUGCCUCAGUCUGAUGGAGCGUUCAACCACUUUUCACAGUCUUACUCCAAAGAUGAUGUCUGCACAGCUGUAAUGGAGCAUGGAGAUUAGUUGGAGUGCGGAUGAAAGCUGUAGAAAGAAUUAGGUACUGAUUAGGUCCUGACAUUCAACAGAAAUCUUCUGAAAAUGCUAAUAUCCUCACAAUUGACCAUGUGUAUGCAUUAAAAAUGUAGCUUCCAGGCUCUCUACAAGAGGAAACUGAUUUAUUACAGUCCUCUGUAAUCCUUGUGCAUCAGUCGAGCCCUCGUCCUCUUCUUCACCGCGGUGUUGCUUCUUCUUGUUUCCGUCCUCCAGGUCCGCGUAGGGCAGCCUGUAGGAUCUUCCCUCCUCUGUGAGGAGACGCCGUCGCUUGACUCUUCUAUAACUAUCCACCUUCACACACACAAGAAGCCAUACUACUGCAACGCAGCUUCACCGUGCUGUCGUUAACGGGUUUGUUUGUUUCGUUUUUUUUCAUCCUCCACUCACAUGUAGAGUUUGUGACCGUGUUUGCUGCUUUUGUAUCUUCAGAGUCGCGCUCGCCUGGUCAUUUUAGUUUAAUUUCACAGUGAAGACUUCUCCCGAUGCCACACAGGAACCAGAUUUAAUCCAGUUUAGUCUUCGAUCUAGUGCCUUCGCUGUAGAGAAGGAGGGAGAAAGCAGCUCACGCAAACACAAAAAGCAGUUUCAAAGCAGUAUUGCAGCUUUAACUAAGAGCUCCCAUUGCUCUGAUGAGGAUUAUAAUAAAUCUAGACAUGGAUUAAAGGAUGAUAACUGCUUUUUAAUUUGACGUUUGGACUAAGUUGGGCUUGAUAAAUGGCUCAAGAGUUGGUAGGAACUUGGGCUUUGUUGUGCUAAGAGGGAGAUCAGAACACCAAAGUCCUGAGUUCAGAAUUAAAAUCGAAAAUAAGUCCUAUGCGCUUUACUUUUUCCAUCUCCAGAGUCUGCGUCUCUGUUGGGAAUCGCAGUCUAAUCAUUUGAGACCUGUGCAGGGCUCAGUCAACACAUAUUUGUUUGGCUAUACUGACAUCUAGUGGUAAGUCUAAAUAUUACAGUCUAAAUAACCGUAGUCUGAUAAGUCAACAGCUACUUCUAUGUCCAUAAAAGUAUUUACAGCUCAACAAACAAGGAAAGGGAAAACAAGCACUGUUGUACUUUGAGCCUUUAUAUUGAAUAUUUGAUGGAGCGAGGGCCUAGCUCAUAGAACUGCACAUUCAGUUCUGCUUAUCCUCCAAAUGAGCUUUAAACUGACAGAUGGUGAGUCAUUAGAAAGUUCAGUCAACAACAGGAUGACUGCUGAGCUGAUUUAUUUGUUCUGGCUGAGCGACGCUUGUGCAGGUUAUUUUUCUCAGCAGGUUAAAGAACAUUUGCCCCAGGUGUCUCAGAGCAGGUAAAUCAGUCUGUAAGGGUUUCAGAAUCAGUGCUUUCUGGGGGUUUUUUUCUUGUUUCGUCAUCAGUUCUGCAUCUUCCAGCUUACCUGCAGUGUUGUUUUAUCCAUCUAGAUUUUUUUGGUGUGAGUCCUCCAGUUUUGGAGAACAUACAGUCAAGAGGAAAACAUCAUGGGUUUAUGUGCACUUCUUUCAGCACGUUUAAUGGGCACAGUUUGAUGAAAAAGAAAUGCAUGAAACCGCUCACAAGAAUGUUUGUAGAGUUUUGUGGAUUCAUGAAAGGUUUAUCCCCAAAAGUUGAUUCUGUUCAUCUGGACGUAGCGUUUUCAGUGGGGGAAACGUUUCGUCACUCAUCCAAGUGGCUUCUUCAGUCUCAGCUGACUGCAGGUUUCUCCAGUGUUAUAAACAGUACGUAAGAUUGGGGAAACCACAGUUAGCUGAGACUGAGGAAGUCACUUGGAUGAGUGACGAAACGUUUCCCCCACUGAAAACGCCACGUCCAGAUGAACAGAAUCAACUUUUGGAGAUUUACUUACUUGGAUGAUUGAGCAUGCAUCAAGACAUAAAAAACUCAAUAUUCAAGAAAGGGCAGAAAUCUCUACAGCCAAUAUCUACAAAAACAGUCGGCUAACAACAAAAUAAUCUAGAUGGAUGAAUAGCACUACAGCACUACUUCUCUCCCUUUAGAAGAGCCCAUUUUUCCCAAUUCAGUGCCCAAGCAUUCAGAAUUUUUUACUUCCUGCCACCUCAAAAUCGCCACUAUUCACAAAAGAUGAAGCUUUGACAAACCAUACCACAGUCCUGUGUUUUCACGAUGCUAAACUCCCAGAUUUUUUUUAUUUUGUUUGGAAAAGUAAAGCCCAAAAUGCUCAAGCCCCGGUUUUUACCAACACUGACAUAUCGUUUCUUAUUCUCUGAGCUGUGACCAAUCUCUUCAUGUUCUUUCUGUCACUGUACAGACGGCAGAGCUUACUGUUUGGUUUAGUUAGAGUGGCAUUUAUUACCCACGUGAUGGUGUAUUAUUGUAAUUCUGCUGAUUGUGUUAAUUUAUUCUGUGCUAGAGAACAUAGGAAACAUUGGAAGCCGACCCCUAGGUGGCGCUGUGGGUUUUUAUUUGGAUUAGAGACAAAGACUGGCAGAGAGAAAGCUUCACAGCUGUGUGCUGGUCUGUUGGGGUUUAAAGAGCUGGCACCUUUACAGAACAACAGAAAAAAGGGGCGAAGGAACCACCUGGGAGUCGAUGGGAAAAUCUAUAGGGAGCCGCAUGAAUGUACCAUCCAAUGUGAAGCGAAGAAUAUUUUGUUUGUAUUUUUGUCUUUGUUCGCUUCAGUGUGCUUUGUUAUGUUUGUUUUUUGGGUUAUUUGGGGGGUCGCUUUGUUUUGGGGUUUUGUUUUUUGGGGGCUUUCUGGUAUCUUCCACAGAAAGUGGAAGCCAGGCGUGCAGACAGGAAAAGGUUUGAGAGCAAAACAGAUGGAGAGCUGCUUAAUGUAGCUGUUUAUGUGGGAAAUGACCAAAUCUAUCACAUGAGGUUUAUUUCUACACUGUAGGGACAUUUUUGUUGUUUUUCUCUGGAUGUGACAAAAAAACAUAAAAAGAGUUAAAGACAUAAAGUGUUCAUUGUACAGUAGAGUGUUAGCACACUGUGCAGCUUUAUAUGAAACCACAGAAACCAGUGAGAGCUGAAAACAGCACGGUUAAAAUAUGUAAACAUCGCUGUCUGAUGGCUGCUGAUCAAAGUAACAAAAUUCUGCUUCAUCCAUGUUUUGGGUUCAGUGGGACGGGCUUGCGAAUCUUCAUCCGACAAGUUUGGCAAUAGAGACGUCAAUUAAUUGAAACAGAAAGCCUCUAAUGAGGGAACGUGUGAUUAUUUUCUUCUGAUUUCUUGUUUUUAUUUUUAUUCCUUUUUAUGUUGCUGUAUGAAAAAGAUGAAAACUACAGGAAAUUUGUUCUUUACUGGUAGUAAAUGUUAAGAUACUGAACAGUGACAGUUAUCAGCUGGCUGGGUUUAAUUUGUAAUCGAUUACUUUGAUCUCUGCCGACUGCUGUGACAGGCUCCGACUACACGAUAUGUUAUAAUGUGUCAGAUUAGAUUAUAAAAUCAAAAUAUUAUUUUUUACUUAUUGGCUACGCCCACAGGCACGGAGGCCUAGAAAUUCGUCAGCUACCACCUAGAAACCUAGAAGCUUUGUAUUCCUUGAGUGGUUGGUGGAGAUUGUAGACAGUGAUGAGGUGAAACUGAUCGCCAUGGUUGCCUGUAGUUUUUAUGGAAGACACUGGCGUGCCUGCAAACACUCUUAGACUACUUUCUGCGCUCUAGUGAAACGGUGAGAAAGGGCAGCACAAACCAGAAACAUAGACCGUAAUUUCCCUUCAAAGUAGUAAAAGCUCCAACUGUCAAGCUCGACUUUUAUUUUGAAAGAAAAUGUUCUCCGUUUUUGGGUUGAGUGACUUUUUUCUUUUUUUUGCUAGCAAGUGUUUGCAGACCGGUCAGUAUCUUCCGUGCAAACUAUGUGACUACAACAAUGUGACCAAAGAAAUCACAAGGAUGUUUUGUUUCACCCCAAGUCCGUUACGGCAGAUGGCAGAUGGCUGCCCUUCCCUGAGCCCGGUUCAGCCGGGUUUUCUUCCUGUUAAAAGGGAGUUUUUCCUUCCCACUGUUUCCAAGUGCUGGGUUUUCUCUGUAUUAGUUGUCUCUGUACAAAAAAAACUGAAUUAAAUUGAAUCCGGGGCACUAAUGUGAAUCAUUUCUAUCUAUCAAAAGACUCUAAAAUAUUAGAGCGAAAACUCCAACAAUCAAAGAGUCUCUUAUGAGCAAGCACUAGGUGACAGUGGAGAGGAAAAACUGCAUUUUAACAGGAAGAAACCUCCGGUAGAACCAGGCUCUUUAAUGAUGCAGACUUUGGGAGAAAGAAGAUAAAAGUUAACGACGUGUAGCAGUGGUAUCUAAAAACAUGGUGAGAAGAGGUCUGUGGACACAAAAUACUUAUUUUUGAAACCAGAGAGGUCGCCCCCUGAUGGCCAUUAGAAAGAAGGCAGGAUUAGCCUCACUUUUAAGGUCUUGGCGUUAUUUUUUAUUUAUUUCUUUUACACUUUCUGCAGUCAGGACGUGGUGAGGCAUUCUUUCGUCCAUAACGCCAGUUCUUGUUCCUGAGUUCAACUUCUCGCUGAUGUCGUGUAGUCUGAACCUGGCAUUGGCCUUUCACAUUGAUCCUGAUGGUUUUAGAUACUUUAUGUACUUGGCAUUUAAGACCUACAGCUAACAGCCCGAGUAUUUUCUCUAUCACGUCAUUCCCUAAGAUGGUCAAGUUACAGUCUAACAUGUAAAUAUCUUCUUGAGGUCAAGAAUACCCUGUGACAGUCCUGAACCCACAAAAAUGUCCAGUGUGCAGUUAGAUAAAAGAGAGAAAAGAGUUAAGGCUACGUUUCACCAUUAAGGUACUGAUAUCUCUCUGAUGUGAUUUAAGUUAUUUAAAAUUUCUGAUGAUUUCUGUCCGGUUACAGAUCAAAACAUUUAAUGGUGUGUGGGUUGUACUUUCUUUUCUUUUCUUUUUUUUAAGCCUCAGGUAAAUAUAAUCGUUAAUAGAGAUUUGAAUGGGUGAGAUUUUGGGAUAUUUUCAGCAGUCAUUUGCAGCAUUUUGAGGAGUAAUCUCCCAACAGGGAAAUUUGCUUUCCAGGCAUUAGUUGAACGCAGUAUACAUAUGAUUAUAAAUGUUGUUGUUGUUGUUGUUGUCGAUUUUUAAGCCCUGUGUGCAGACUUUUAUUUUGAAGGUUUUUAUUCUUAGAAACAUUUGACCCAAUUAGACUUAAAGGGCUCAGUCCCAGCUUUUUCUUCAAAAAAAAUUUAGUUUCUCUUGUGCUCGUGUCCACCUGGAUUUUUAUCAUUUUAACAUUUUCUCUCUCUCUCUUAUUUGACACUGAACUGGUCGUUUCACUACCUGCAAAAGGAGAUCUGGAGAAUGUAUUUGGUUUCUGAUGUUUGCUUUAGCUUCACGUUGUGUGACAUCAGGCUUUUGUUCAUUCUCACAUGCAGACUUUUUUUUUAUCUGUUGUUUUCAUGAUUAAGCUGAAAUGUCUUUGGUGAUUUUAUGAUUAUUGUGUUGACGGUCUGUUGCUUUCCAAUGCCUUUCUAUUAGUGAAUAUUAAAGGAGAAUUACACCAGUUUCAGGAGUUCAAACCAAAGUCAGUCAGUCCUCUUUGAAUAUACACCACCUUUCCUUAAACGUCUCAUACAGACCACACUGACAUUUGUUUUUCAUGGUGGUACACGACCACUAGAAAUGACUGGAACUCAAUCUGAAUUCCCGUAAAUGGUCGUAAAUCUCCUUUAAAGGGUUUAAACGUGUGAACCUCAGAAAUGUAUCUGUACAAAAUAUUGCUGAUAAUCUUUCCAUUGCACAUAGUUUACUUUGCAUUUAUAUGCAAUAUUUUAAUUUUGUGGGGAAAUCUGUUUUAUUGUGUUAAUAUUAUAAUUAUUGAGUAAAAAUGUAAAUAUUCCAUUCCGGCAAACUGGCUGCUCGACAUUUAUAUAAAAAUCUCCUGAGCUUAUGGAUUAAGAUGAUAUUAAUGAGCAGCAGACUUUUUAAUAAACUAUAUUUGUUACACUUCUAUUGUGAAUAAAAAAAUCUUUUAAUAUGUGGUUUC